Molecule: messenger RNA, 4640 nt
Organism: Danio rerio (zebrafish)
Lineage: Eukaryota; Metazoa; Chordata; Actinopteri; Cypriniformes; Danionidae
Source: RefSeq, a predicted model, not a curated record
CGUAACAGCUAGCAGACUACGGUGCGCCGUUUGUGACCAAGAGCAGAACGCGCGAACUGAAGGAAUACGAGCAACAUUUCAGGAAGGUUCAUGGAUCCUUCAAAUAAAGUUUAGUAACAUUCCUCCUUAACCGGCAGCAUCAUGGAUGCUCCAAAACGGAAAUUAAGGUCUGGAAAAGACAUUUCAAAGGACAAAGGCCAGUCUAAGAGAAAAGCCAGUGAUACUGGCACAGAAGAUGUUUCCCCAGCACCUAAAAGUGCUAAAACUUCUGAUGAUUCAGGAUAUGUGUGUAAUGAAGAAGAACAUGAGCAUGGUGAGACAGAUACAGUGGGAGAUCAGACAAGAUCUAUACAAUCUAAAGAGUGUGACUCUUCAGAAACAAGCAAUCCUUUAGUUUGUUCAGUGUGCAGUUUUGUUGCAAAAACUCAAACUGCACUGAAAAUUCACUCAAAGCGGAAACACUCACAAUUACAAGAAGCUGAAAACCAAACACACCUCUCAAAGGUGCAUCUGGAGAGUUCUUCAGUGUCUCUGUCAGAAGAGGACAAACAAUCGGAUUGCUGCGUGGAUGAAAACUCUGUGAAGGUUGUUGGAAACUCAAGAUCUAGUCCUACUCAGAUGUUGCUGGAAAUAGUUGAACCCACUUCAUGUAGAUCAGGAACUGAUGGUGAAGGUACAAAUGAGGCCAACAUAGGUGGCGUUACAAAUGAUGGAAUGGAUGAGAAUGAUAAAAGUCAAAAGCAUUCAACGUCUAAUACUCCACAAACAUUAGCAGUUGGACACAGUACAGACUCUCAUAGAAAAGAGACAAAUUGUGAUAGCGAGGAAUGCAUGACCAGCAAGAGCAGCAAAAAGAUGUUAGGAAAUCAGCAUUCGUUAAAGACAACAGCAUUGUUGAAGCGUUCGACUGGAGGCAAGUCACAACAUCAGUGUGGUAAGUGCACCUUCACAGCUGACAACUCCGUAAUGUUAGCACAACACAUUAAAACGCACCAUCCGGUGGAGCACCGUUUCCACUGCAAGAUUUGUCAUUACUACACCACCACCACCGAGGCAAUGGAGGCCCAUCUGACAGAAGAAGUCCACCAACAGGUAGCCAAAGAGAAAAGCCUUAGCUCUCUAUUUAAAGACUGUGUUGAAAAAGUCCUUGUGAUUCAAUCCGAUCAAAGAGAAGACGAAGACAUGAAUGAUAGUGAUACCCAAUGCUCUAACGAAGCUGUGGAGGUUCAGGGAACAGAAAACCUACUACAAGAACCAGCAGAGGAUGGAAUGAAAGAUUCUCCUCAGAAACGGAAGCGAGGCAGACCGAAGACAUCUAACGGCACUGUUUGUAGUCAUUGUGGGCUCGUUGCUUCAAGUGCCACCAACCUCAGUGUUCACAUAAGACGCAGGCACAGUCGGUUGUACAGCUUUGUUUGUAAGUUUUGCAACUACUACUGCGUGACCAAAGGGGAUAUGGACCGCCACUGUGAAACAAAAAAGCACAUCAGCAGAAUGCAUGCAGCUGGAACUGGCAGUGGGGUUGUUCUGCUAAGUGCUGAGCAGUCGAGUCAGUCAAAGGCAAAUGAGGCAGAAACGGUUGACAAAGUUGCAGAUAUUGAGAUGUCUGUAGAUGAAGUGGACAAUACUGACUCCAGUGUUGUGGCAUGUAAGAAAAUCAAAUAUGACUCUGGAAACAAUUGUUCUCAGUGCGACUUUGUUGCUCAUUCGGCACAGUCUCUUGCGCUCCAUGUGCGACGCAAGCACACAAAAGACUUUGAGUUUGUUUGUCUAGCGUGCUCCUAUUACACUGUAACGCGCAGGGAGAUGUUUAGGCACAUGGCAACAGAAAAGCACAAGCAACAACGUGAGUGUUACUUGAAAAGACAAAGUAAUGAUCCUUCUGAAGACCCGGAAGUGAUCACCGUUUUAGCAUCCGCAAGUCCAACAACUAAAGAUGCAGAUCUUUCAGCGGACUUAAGUGAGGAGAAUUGUAAUAACGAGAAUGGAGAAAAGCAGUCUGACGAACAGAGUACCUCUAAAGAUAACGAAGAAUCAGAUCCAACCGUUUCUGAUGUGAUCCAGUCAAUAAAGAUGGAGGAUAUGGUUGAGGAAAAUGAGAUGGACGAGGAUGAAAUUGCAGAUUCGGGAGAUGAAGGUCAAUCUACUGAGAAACACCUUCGACUGACACAGUUAGAUUCUUGCAUAUAUCCCUUGAAAACUAUUGCAGAGCACAAGCAGGCCUCACUUACUGGAGAUGCAAUUGCAGGUGGAGUAAACAAGCAGAGCAUCAGAAAGCCUAAAACCCUUGACGCUAAAAAUGCCAAGUCAAUUCCACGUAUACGCUGUGAAGACUGUGGAUUUUUGGCAGAUGGCAUAAGUGGCCUAAACGUUCACAUCUCCAUGAAGCAUCCAUCCAAGGAGAAGAAUUUCCAUUGCUUGCUUUGCGGAAAGUCCUUUUAUACGGACAGCAACCUGCAACAGCACUUGGGCAGUGCAGCGCACAUGCGCAAUGAGAACGGAAGCAUUGAAGAACUUGCAGAAGGAGGUGCCAGCUUUAAAUGUGUCCGAUGCAAUGAGCCCUGCCAAACAGAGCAGGAACUAUUUGUGCACAUCAAAGAAAAACACGAGGAGCUGCUGAGGGAAGUGAACAAAUACGUGCUGGAAGACACAGAGCAGAUCAACCGAGAGCGGCAGGAGAACCAGGGCAGUGUGUGCAAGUACUGCGGCAAAGUAUGCAAGAGCAGCAACUCCAUGGCUUUCCUGGCUCACGUUCGAACACACACAGGAUCUAAACCGUUCAGGUGCAAGAUCUGCAACUUUUCCACUGCUCAGCUCGGGGAUGCUCGCAACCAUGUUAAGAGACAUCUAGGCAUGAGAGAGUACAAGUGUCACAUCUGUGGAUGGGCAUUUGUGAUGAAGAAACAUCUCAACACUCAUCUACUGGGCAAGCAUGGACUGGGCCAGCCAAAAGAGAGGAAGUUUGAGUGCGAGUUGUGUGAUCGGACCUUCAGUGAGAAAUGGGCACUGAAUAACCACAUGAAACUACACACAGGAGACAAACCCUUCAAGUGUGCAUGGCCAUCGUGUCAUUACGCCUUCCUGACUCUCUCUGCUAUGAAGGACCAUUACAGGACACACACAGGAGAGAAGUCUUUCUUGUGUGAUCUCUGUGGAUUUGCUGGAGGAACUCGUCAUGCGCUGACCAAACAUCGUCGCCAGCACACAGGUGAGCGGCCCUUCAAGUGUAAGCUGUGCAACUUCGCCUCAACUACACAGUCCCAUUUGACGCGGCACAAGCGUGUGCACACGGGCGAGAAGCCUUAUCGAUGCCCCUGGUGCGACUACAGAUCUAAUUGCGCAGAGAACAUCCGUAAACACAUCCUGCACACAGGCAAGCACGAGGGGGUGAAGAUGUAUAACUGUCCUAAGUGCAGCUAUGCCACCAAUGCCCCGAUGGACUUCAGAAACCACCUUAAAGAGACUCAUCCCGACAUCGAGAACCCAGAUCUGGCUUAUCUACAUGCAGGAAUUGUAUCCAAGUCCUAUGAGUGUCGUCUGAAGGGUCAGGGGGCAUCUUUUGUCCAGGCAGAAACUGUGUUUUCCCCUGAGGAGAGCGAACUGGGUUCUGAGGCAGUUCAGCAGGUCAUCAUCAUCCAGGGCUACAGUGGAGGAGAGGUGGCCAUCGAUCAGGCUCUGGAGCAGUCGGCCGCUGCCACUUUACAGACCCUCGCCAUGUCCAGCCAGCUGGCCGAAGUGCUGCACAUCACCGAGGACGGGCAGCUCAUCACAUCCGGUCAGGAAGUCUCUACAGGAGGCCAGACCACUCAAUAUGUCCUGGUGGAGUCAUCCGGAGAAACCGUAGGAGAAGGAAGACCAGAAGUGGAGGCUGGACACAAUGCAUCUGAAUCGUCUUCUGCUCUGGAUGCUUUGCUUUGUGCUGUGACGGAGUUGGGCCAGCAGGCCUGCGCUGCUGAGGGAGAGAUUUCCACCACUGCCGCGGCAGUGUCUGAAAGUCAUCCAAAAGUGACGACCUCUCCAGCACAGAGCCAAAAUGACGGGCAGGUAUACGAGGAGAGGACAGAAGUGGGCAUGGUGGCUCAGGUGGUGGGGUCUACCCAUGAGCAACCGUCCGAGGAGAUGCAAGAGGUGCUCCAGUUUGCAGCCAGUCAGCUGAUGAUGAAGGAAGGACUCACUCAAGUCAUCGUCAAUAAUGAAGGGACGCAUUAUAUAGUCACUCAGCUGGACGACUCCACGCUGCACGUUGAGGGAACUGUGGAGGAUCCGUCCGGAGAGGAGACCAUCGUGUACUCAGAAAUCAGUCCUGAAUGAGGUGAGAGAUUGAGAGAUGGUUCUCUUUGGAUUUUGCUGAAUGUAACAUUCAGUUUCUAGGGAACUUUAGAAGAAAGCUUCCCUUGUAAGGUAACUCAGGGUCUGUUUCCAAGAUGACACACCAAAAUGUCCAUGCAAGCUUUUUGGAAUGGGUAGUUUUGUUUGUUUAUUUGUUUACAACAUUAUACAGGGUGGGCCAUUUAUAUGGAUGCACCUUAAUAAAAGGGAAAUGGUUGGUGAAAUUCACUUCCUGUUUGUGGCACAUUGGUAUAUGUGAGUGGGAAAAUUUUUCAAAAUGGGUGGUGACCAUGGUGGCCAUUUUAAAGUCA